This is a messenger RNA of Kwoniella mangroviensis CBS 8507, 429 nucleotides long. RefSeq names its product translation initiation factor eIF-1A. Gene Ontology annotation, biological process: translational initiation. Bases 1 to 429 code for a protein of 142 amino acids. Gene Ontology annotation, molecular function: translation initiation factor activity; RNA binding. Lineage: Eukaryota; Fungi; Basidiomycota; Tremellomycetes; Tremellales; Cryptococcaceae. The transcript is spliced from 4 exons. The record is from RefSeq and is a predicted model, not a curated record. Gene Ontology annotation, cellular component: cytoplasm.
AUGCCUAAGAAUAAGGGAAAGGGCGGUAAGAACAACCGAAGGGGAAAGAAAGAAGAUGGUGAAAAUAAGCGAGAAUUGAUCUUCAAAGAAGAUGGACAAGAGUACGCUCAAGUGGUCAAGAUGUUGGGUAACGGUCGAUUGGAAGCCAAAUGUCUUGAUGGUGAGACGCGAUUGGCUCAGAUCAGAGGUCAGAUGAGGAAAAAGGUAUGGAUCGUAGUAGGCGACAUCAUCCUUCUCUCCUUACGUGACUUCCAAGACGACCGAGCGGAUGUUAUCCACAAAUACACCGCCGACGAAGCGCGUAAUUUGAAGACCUAUGGAGAAUUGAAAGAUUUCACCUUGGUCGAAAAUGCAGAAGCUGGUUCAGAGGAAGAAGAGGAAGGUAUCGAAUUCGAGGAAGCUGAUAUUGAUGAUAUCUGUGAGUACUGA